AAAAAAAGUCUAGACAAAGGGACUUGCAUAAGCACAUAAGCAAACAUACAUUUUUUAGUGGAAAAAGUGUUGAUCUGGGAGUCAACUGACCUGAAUUUGAAUCUCAGUCCUGCCAUUCACUGCCUUAAAGAAAACCUUCCCCACUCAGGCCCUCCAUUUUCUCAUAGGUAAAAAUGAUAUUUGGUUAGCUAACUUUUAAAGGUCCUCCAUGGGCUUUCAUCCUGACAUUGCAUUUCAAAUAUCAAGUAGGCAAGUUUGCAUCAGGAUAGAAUACAUGAAAGAGAAUAAUACAAGAGUAUUGGGUCUAUGUUGUGGAAAAGAUUGAAAGCCAGGCCUGGGAGCCUGAGCAGAAGCCAAGCCCCAGACCUGAGGUUGUAUGUUUUGCCUGGUUCCAAUUUAAGGACAUGAACUUUGCAAUCAUGUCUGCCUAGGAUGGGAACCUAGCUCUACUACACAUCAGUAGUUCAUUUACACAGUCAUGCCACUUCUCUGAGCCUCAGUUUCUUCAUCUUUAAAAUGGGAAUGAAAAUAAAUAACUCAUGGGGUGUUGUAAAGAUGAAAGGCGAUCAUGUAUAAAAAGUGCCUAUAAAUAUGUGACUUUCCUGCUCUUUAGUUUCUUCUCCCCAGUGCCAGGUUUUAAUUAGCCUUCAUUGACCAAUUACUUCCUGUUCCUUCUCCUUCUCCAAAGCAGGCUUCAUACCAUAUCCAGAAUUCAGCCACUUCUCUCCAUCCCCAAUGCUAUUCACCUGGAUUAUUGCAAUAGCCUUUUAACUAAUCAUCCUGAUUCUGUUUUGCUCAUUUACAAUCAAUUCUUAAUCUAACAGCCAGAGUGAUGCUUUCAAAACUUAAAUCAUGUCACUCUCAAAACCCUGCAAUGUCUCCCUACCUGACUUAGAGUAUAAACUUAGAAAUUUAAAAUGACCUACCCUCAUUAGCUUUUGAACCUAAUCUGCUCAUUAGCCACAAUUUCCUUCUUGCUAUUUCUCCAAUAGAAGACAGACAUUGUCUCCUCACUUGUUACCUCUGUCUGGAUCCUUUCCUCAUAGCUCACUCCAUCACUUCUUUUAUGUUUUAUUUAAAUGUCAUUUUUAAGUAAGGUUCUCCCAGACCACUGCAUAUUAAACUGCAACACCCUCCAGCAUUCCCUAUUGUCCUUCCUGCUUUAUUUUUCUUCACAAUAUUGAUUAUUACCAUCUAACAUACCAUAAAAUUUAAUUACUUAUUAGUAUCUCCCCCCUUGAGAAUAUAAGCUUAAUAAGGUAAAGAGCUUUGUCUGUUCACUAUUGAUGUCUCCAUGCGUAGAAUAGCACCUAGCCCUCAAUAAAUAUUUGUUGAGUAAAUUAAUGAGUACAGUGGUGCCAUGCUGUGUAUUAAGUUAGGCAGUUUGCAUACAUUAUCUCAGGAUAUCCUGCCUUGUAAAUGCAGACAGUUAGGAUUCCUAUCACACAGGGGAAAACCCUGAAACUCUAGAGAUGAAGUGAUAUUCCCAAAGCUAAAGAGGGAUUAGUUAAUGGAAAUGCCAGGUUGGGUUGGACAGUAUAAAGGAGCAAGGUCCUCCAGUAGAAGCACAACCUGAACUAAAGGUUAUGGUAUGUUUGGGGAAGGGGAGGGGUGAGGGAGUAUGUGGGUAAGAAGGAGUCCUGGGAUUCAGAUUGGUUUUGUUGUCAGGAGGUAAUCUGGUUUUUUUGAAGCAAAAUCUUGAGUUUGUGGCUAUCUACUGGCAAGUCCAUGUCUUUUUCAACAAAUGGAGCUUUAUGAAGGAAAUCUUCUCAAGCGUGAAAGAAAGUUAGAGUUGCAGCUGCCCUGAGUUUGAGACUGCAGGAAUUUGGCUCCUUGGGGUAUUGACUUUGAGGCAGAAGCCAGCCUUAGCAGAAAGACACCCAAGAAAGACUAGUGAACUGUCAAGAAAAUAAGGAAGCCCACUACCCACAUGAGUAUUUUCCUUCUUUCCUUCCUUUUUUUCAUAACCUCCUCUCUUCAUCUUUCUUUAAUUUGUGCAUACUUGUAAAACAUCAAAUUAAUCCGGCCUUCCAUCUACUGGAAUGUAACCUUAAGAAGGCAUAGCACCGGUGUUUCUCUCGUUCACUGCUCUGUCCUCAUGUCUACAACAGCCUGGCAGACUGUAGGCACAUAAUAUAUAAUUGUGAAAUGAAUUUCUGUCCUUAAAAACAAAGCUCUCCUCCUGGUGGAAGGGGCAAUGAAGAGAAGGGAAAACCCCUUUCAGUGGUAUCAUGGGCCAGUGCCAUGUGGAGUACUGGUGACAGGGAAUGUGGGCAGAGAGGAUACCACGGAUGCAGGCUGGGUAUGGGACAAUCAACAUAAAGGGAAGAGACCCUGGAGUAAGGACUGAAUCCCAAAGAGUAGAAUUUGGCCCUGAUUCUGCACGCCUCCAUCUCAAUUUAGAGGGAGCUUUAGAGAAGCUCCUGCCUCCAAAAGUGCAAAAUUAGUGCCACGGAACCAGACGGACUCAAGCGAGAAAGAGACAGAAAGGCCCCAGAGCUCUGGGAGAGGGAGUGUAGAGUGAACAAUCCCUGUGAAAGUGAAAUGGCCGUUCAUUUGAAUGCAAAUGCUAUGUAAAAGCCUAAAGCCCCUUGACGUCAGCCCAGCCUUUGGGGGCCCAUCUAUACCGGGCUACCAGUCACCUGGAAACUGUCAGGGUAGGAAAUGCCGAUGGAGUAGUCUGAGGGGCGCAGAGGAGCGUGCAGCACAGCUACGGACUAACCUACUGAUUACCUACUGCUUCUCAAAGUUGGGUUAGGGCCUUACAGGGACUUCAGGAUGGCUUAGGGUGUUCCUUUCUCAUACCCAAGCCACUAUGUACAGAAGCUGCCUUUUGGAAAAAGAAGCGGCCAUGUACUCGGGCACUCUCAGGAGCCCGGCGGGAGGUGGCACCGCUGAGGCUGGCGGCACUGGGAGCUGUGGGAGUCCGCUGCAAGCCUCCAACUUCGCAACGGCCCCAGCUUAUGCGCACUACAUGGGGUAUCCCCAUAUGCCUGCUACGGAUCUUCAUGGGCCAUCUCUGGGGGCCUGGGGCUCACCCUAUAGUCCCCCUCGGGAAGACUGGAACGUCUACCCCGGGCCGUCCAGUACAAUGGGCACGGUGCCCAUGAACGACAUGACCUCGAGCCCCGCCGCUUUCGGCUCGCCGGAAUACAGCAACCCGGCCCCCGCAGGGGGUGGAAACAGCUGCAGCGGCCUGACGGGACCAGCCGGCGGAUCACUGUUCCCAGUCGACGCCUGCACCGCCGACGCCAGUUCUCCCAGCAGAAGCCGCCACAGCCCCUAUGCGUGGAUGCGCAAGACCGUGCAGGUGACUGGGAAAACCAGGACAAAAGAAAAGUAUCGUGUGGUUUACACAGAUCAUCAAAGGUUGGAGCUGGAGAAGGAAUUCCACUGCAAUAGAUACAUCACCAUUCGGAGAAAAUCAGAGCUGGCAGUCAACUUAGGCCUUUCUGAGAGACAGGUGAAAAUCUGGUUUCAGAAUCGCAGAGCCAAGGAGAGGAAGAUGAUCAAAAAGAAAAUAUCUCAGUUUGAGAACAGUGGAGGCUCAGUGCAAAGUGACUCUGGCUCCAUCAGCCCUGGGGAACUACCUAACACUUUUUUCACCACACCAUCUGCUGUCCGUGGAUUUCAGCCUAUUGAGAUACAGCAGGUCAUAGUUUCUGAAUGAAAGAAAGGCAAAGAGAAAUGGAAGUUGCCCUUUCUUUAGCGCUGUCUUUUUAGUCUCUAAGAUAUCAGCAGAGGAGUUAGAACAUUAUGUAAUUCCUUAUAAAGCAGUAUUCAGAACUGCCAUGGGUUGAAGAUAAUUCAGGGGUCACUUACUGUUAGAAACUAUCCCCAGAAAACUACUGUGUGCUAUGUCAUGUCAGUUACUCAGAGAGCUUGGUGGUAAGCUGUAUAAUUAAAAGCUACUAUCACAAGCCCUUGCAGUUCUAUUCACAAUUUCAGAAAUUUGCUUGUGAACAGACUGUAAAAACAGUUCUGUCAGGAUACACAUUUGUGUAUGUGUACUUGUGUUUGUCAUUUGAUGCUGGAAGUGUCUUUUGAUGCUAUUUUUAGGGGGCGAGGAAAAGGUAAGCAGAAAUUUAUCUAUCUCUAGCUACCUUUUCAAGUGUCUAAUUUCAAAAGCUAACAGUAUUUUUAUAAUAGGACAAAUGUUUUAAAAAUCAUCAGAAGGUGAUUCUGAAUCCAUUGUCAGUUGUUAAUAAAAAUGAUAAAUUAAAAGAAACACUUUCGUCCCUUGAUCAUAUUUGUCUGUCAUCAAUUAUCUUAUAUCCAAACUUCCAAUCUGUAGCUUCAAUUUCAAAUCUUCCCAAAACAGUGAAAUCAGACUAGAACAAUGCAGACCAGCUUGGCUGAGUCAUUAGAAAGAUCAGAUCUCCAACACAUAUAAUAACCCUUCCCUUUUCUGUCUCUCCACUCCAUUUACUGUCAUAGUGUGAAAGGGAAGUCAGAUUUAACAUGAGCACAAGGACACUGUAUGUUCUUAGCCUCUCUCAUUGCCAUCACCUUCAGCUGUUCAAUGUCAAUGCAGUGUGGCCCAAGAAGCUGCAGUUUACAGGUUACAAAUACACAACUUGGGCUGCAGUAAGCAGAGUUUUCUGGAGAUUGUGGUGUUGGUCCAGUUUACAGUUUGAAUGCCAAAGUGGCCAGGGUUCCUGGGUGGUACAGUGGGUUAAGGAUCUUGCAUUUUCACUGCUACUGUACAGGUUCCACCUCUGGCCCAAGAACUUUCACAUGCCUCAGGUGCAGCCAGAUAAAAA
Sus scrofa (pig) is the source of this 4763-nucleotide messenger RNA. RefSeq names its product caudal type homeobox 4 (gene CDX4). Lineage: Eukaryota; Metazoa; Chordata; Mammalia; Artiodactyla; Suidae. The record is from RefSeq and is a predicted model, not a curated record. Gene Ontology annotation, cellular component: nucleus. Gene Ontology annotation, biological process: animal organ morphogenesis; embryo development; regulation of transcription by RNA polymerase II. Gene Ontology annotation, molecular function: DNA-binding transcription factor activity, RNA polymerase II-specific; RNA polymerase II transcription regulatory region sequence-specific DNA binding.